AUGGAGCUGUCCCCUCAAGAUAAAAUCGUCCCCAACGACAGCGACUUAUCACCGCUUUCCGAGGCGUUGGUUGCUGCACUUGGCGCUGUCAUUGCUGGGGUUUUCACACUUCAAGCUGAAGCCGAGGCAGCAGCAAAUGUGGAGGCGUCAGGACCAACUGCAGCAGCUGCACAGGGAGGAGCAUCAGCUACAGGGACAACAGCAACGCAUUCAGUAGCGGCGCAAUCAGAGUCAAGUGCUGGUGCAGCAGAAGCUGGUGAAGAAGCGGCAGCGCACUCAGAAGAAGCAGCAACAGAAGCAGCAGCAGCGACGCCAGACUCGUCCGCACUAGCCCCACAUUCACUGGCAGACACAGAAGCUGCAGCAACACCUGAGUCAUCAGCAGCUGCGGAGCCCGCAGCAGAGGCAGCAGAGACACCCGGCUCAACACCAGCUGGGACAGUGGGAACGUUCGAGUUAUCUGAAACAAGGAGAGCGGCUUAUCGUGCUGCUGCCGCUAGCUUGGUGUAUCUUGCGGUGUCUAAGCACCCCACUAUAUCGGCAAGAGCAAUCGAAUGGGCAGCUGCUGCUGCACAAACUGAAGAAGAAACUGAAGUGACGGAGGCGUCUGCUUCUGCAAGCCGCACACAGCAGGUGAAGGCAGCGGUGGCACGUCUGCUGCAAGAAGAGGUCGAACGAAAGCAGGACCAAGGAGCUUAA
This is a messenger RNA of Eimeria mitis, 699 nucleotides long. RefSeq lists its product as uncharacterized. The transcript is spliced from 2 exons. Bases 1 to 699 code for a protein of 232 amino acids. The record is from RefSeq and is a predicted model, not a curated record. NCBI's taxonomy places the organism in Eukaryota, Apicomplexa, Conoidasida, Eucoccidiorida, Eimeriidae.